ACGUCGGCCAGCCGACGGCCACUCACCUCGGCUGGCUCCUGCGCUUCCACCCUGCAGACAAAAACACGAGCACGAGGCUUGCGCACAACUCGAGCAGAGAGCAAGGAUUCAUUCAAGAGCAGAGAAGGAAGAAAGAAGAGAGAAAGCGGGUCCUGUCCCAUGGCGCUCUUCGCCGUCCUCCGCCCAUCUCCGGUGGCCGCCGCCGCCGCCGCUGCGGCGCCGUCCUUCAGCUGCGUGUCCGGCCGUGCAUUGGACUUUUGGCUUGUAACUGCAGCAUCCGCAGUGCGCGUCACCUCCAGCAGCAAGAGGCGCGUCUCCUCCAGGGCGGCCAGGUCUCUGUCCAUCAGGUGCGAGCAGAGCGCGAAACAAGGCGGCGGCCCGGCCGUGUGGCUGGGCCGCGCCGCCAUGGUCGGUUUCGCCUCGGCCAUCGCCGUCGAGGUCGCCACCGGCAAAGGCGUCCUCCAGAACUUCGGCGUGGCGACGCCGGCGCCGACGCUGGCGCUGGUCGUGUCGGGGCUCGUCGUCGGCCUCGCCGUCUUCUUCAUCCUCCAGUCCGGCGGCUCGCGGGACUGAAACGAAACGCGGAUGGCACGCAUCGAACACCACACGGUUCAGUAUCAUCAGCAUUCAGUACUGCUAGUUCAUCAGCUACCGCCCUGCAAACGCACCCAAUUUGUCCCUCGAGACAUUUUUUUCCCCUGUACCAUGUAAUGUAGUAGCUGACAGUCAUCUACAGAACACGCCUAAGUUUGUAACAGUUCCUGCUAUGCGGAAACUUUACCUCAAAACCAAAAAGAAAAAAGAAGAAAAAAGGAUGGAAAAAUUUCCAGCCUGGUCUAAGUCCACGUCGGCAGCCAUGCAGCACUACAGCAACAACCAAAAACACAAAUUUUUGUUAUAAAUUGUGAGUAUUUGCGACUUA
Molecule: messenger RNA, 922 nt
Organism: Setaria italica (foxtail millet)
Lineage: Eukaryota; Viridiplantae; Streptophyta; Magnoliopsida; Poales; Poaceae
Product: stress enhanced protein 1, chloroplastic
Exons: 3
Coding region: 160-573 (137 amino acids)
Biological process (GO): cellular response to high light intensity
Source: RefSeq, a predicted model, not a curated record